Messenger RNA from Lasiodiplodia theobromae, 1725 nucleotides. RefSeq lists its product as uncharacterized. Bases 1 to 1725 code for a protein of 574 amino acids. The record is from RefSeq and is a predicted model, not a curated record. Lineage: Eukaryota; Fungi; Ascomycota; Dothideomycetes; Botryosphaeriales; Botryosphaeriaceae. The transcript has a single exon.
AUGGCCCACCGCCCCGAACUCACCCUCCACCACCCCCACCGCGACGUGACCGUCCUCUGCGGCACGCGCCGCGCCGCCAUCUCCGCGCGCCUCAUCCGCGCUUAUCUUCCGGCGGCCCUCCUCCCCUCGUCCUCCGCCACCGUCCUCAACCGCCGCCACCAGCUGGACCUGGACGACUGGAUCGCCGGCGGCGGUAGUGCCGCUGUGCGGCACGGUCUGCUGCGGCCGAGCAAGAUGCAGCGCGUCUGCCAGGAGCUGGUCGACAUCCUGGCCGACGCGAGCGAUCAUCAUCACCAUCAUGACCAUCACCACCACCAUCCCGCGGGAGGAGUAGCAGCAGACCCCGUCCCAGCCGCCCUGACUGACGCCCUAGCUAGGGCCCAGCUCGAGGACCGGCGCAGUGGAGGUAGCAGCAGCCAUCCAGGCGGCGGCGUGCGCCACCCACGCACCCUGGCCGCCUUCCUCGCGCUGGCCGACAUCUCGCGCGCCUUCGGCUCGCGGCGCAUCGGCGCGGUGCUGGCGUCCUUCUUCGCGCGGCAUGGGGCGCGCAUAGUCGGCGGCGGCGGGUCGCCCUCUUCGUCCUUCCCUCCUCCUCCCUUCUCCCCCUCGUCUUCGUCCUCGUCCUCCUCCACCACCUCCUUCUCCGAGGACUUCGACGGCUACGCAGACCCAACAAGCGAACACCCCCACGCCGUCCUCCUCUGGGCCUGGAGCCUGACCAUCGCGCGCAUGCCUGUGGCGGCCGACGCCAUCGUGGACGAUGAUGAUGACGUUGAUGACGUCGAGUUCAUCGCCGACCGCCGCGCCGCCUGCCUCCGCCAGCUGCUGCGCGCGCGGCCGGACGUGCUGCUGAGCGGGCGGUACGACGCGUUCGCGGCCGCGGCGCUGCCGGCGGGCGAUGCGGAGGAGGUGUGGGAGGGGGUGGAGAGGGCUGCUGCUGCCAUGGCGGCGAUGGAGAGGGGGAGGGGUGUGGGGCCGCCGCCGGUGGGGGGAUUGGGGGGUUGGUGGGGGUGGAGGGGAGGAGGGGCGGCGGAUGGGCGGGGGAGGGGGAGGAGGAUUAGGGAGAAAGAGAGGGAGAGGGAGAGGGAGAAGGAUUUCGAGCGCCACAGGAGGGCGGCGCUGUUGUUGAUGGAUGAUGCGGCAGCGGCUGGCGGCGGCGGCGGCGGGGGUGGCGGUGGUGGUGGAAUGUACGUGCACGAACAUCGUGAGCGGCGCGUCGUUAGGAGGUCGGCUGGUGGUGACGACGACGGCUUCGGUGACGACCUUGGCGGCGGCAGGCUGCCGUUGGGCCUGGAGACGACGUACCACCGCGGCCACCAUCAUCAUCAUCAUCGCCAGCUUCUCGACCCCCUGGACGACGACCGGAUCGCUUGGACGCCGCCGCCGCCGCCGCGUGGCUACGGCGUUGGCGUUCGCAUUGGCGGAGGCGGAGGAGGAGCAGGAGGGAGGGGCCUGAGAGGCGCUCUGGAUUCGAUCAAGCACGACCAGCGGGAGCUGCGCAUGGACGUGCACGACGUGAAGGACGAGUUGGACGAGCUGGCCGAGCAGAUCAACAAGCUAGGGCGGCAGCGCCAGGACCGGGGAAGACUGCUGCUGCGGAAGGGCCGGGCAGCGGCGGCGGCGGAUUGGCAUGAUGAGCGGGAUCAUGUCGUGCAGGACUGCUGCUGUGGUGGUGAUGAGCAUGAGACGGAAUGGUUUUCGGAGUGGUGGGAUGAUACUUACUGA